This is a messenger RNA of Cajanus cajan (pigeon pea), 1062 nucleotides long. The record is from RefSeq and is a predicted model, not a curated record. Lineage: Eukaryota; Viridiplantae; Streptophyta; Magnoliopsida; Fabales; Fabaceae.
ACAUAUCCCUAUAUUUGAGAACCCCGCCAACCCUCUUUUCACUUCCUUUCCUUUUUUCAUUCCCUCACUCAUUCGGUCACAAAACCAGAAACAUGGACGCAGCUACACACCCACGCAAAAGAACGCUGGAACUCACCAUUUCCUCGCUGGAUGAGCUCCGCGAGGACUGGAAGCCCGCGCUGAAGAACCUGUACGUGGCGGUGCGGGCGGAUUCCAUCACCAGCUACGCCACGGGCACGGCGGAGGACUGCGGCGGCAACUCGUCCUGGAACGAGACGCUGGUGGUGGAGGUGCCGGCGCACGCGAGGUCCGUGACGCUGGAGGUGAAAUGCAGGAACUCGCCGGGCGUGAAGGACGUCGGGGUGGCGAGGAUUGCGGUGACGGACUUUCUGAGCGGCGCUGCGGCGGGUUCCGACGAGUGCGAGCGGUAUCUGAGCUACGCGUUGAGGGACUGGGAAGGGAGGCGCAGUGGGGUGCUUAACUUCUCCGUUAGGGUCAAGACUCCUCUCGCCGACGGAACCUCUUAGGGUGUUAUCGGCGUAUUUCAUAAACAAACUCUAUCUACGGUAAUCUUGGUCUUUGAAAUUGACUCACAUACACAUUCAUGUUUUCCUGAAUUAGAACCCUUGGAUGAAGAUAAGACAGUUCCCAUUUCAAACACAUACAAUCUGUUUGGAUACUAACUUAAUAGAGUUUUUAGGAGAUAUUAUACACAUGCAUAAAGCUUGUGCCUACCCGUGUUGUUGAAACAAGGAACAUAUACACAAAAGCUAAUCCAUAAUGUAAUGAUGGAGACUAUAUAUAAGGUAUUUGCAUAGAUUCUAGCGUGUCAUGCACAUAGCAAAGUUAUGAAAAAGAUAAAGAAGAGAGAAAUAGGGAAUGGGCGAGUAAUUGGUGUUGAAGUUCUAAGGAACCCACUUGUUUUUUUAUUUUUGGUUUUUUUGGCGAUGAAGUAACUCGCUCAGGGUGAAAGGGAAUCUAAUAAAUGAGAGGGGCUUUGGAUAUUAUGUAAUGGAGAAAAUCCAUAUAUUAUUGAUUUACAAUUAGUUUCCGGGUGGGUUG